Molecule: messenger RNA, 1572 nt
Organism: Plasmodium inui San Antonio 1
Lineage: Eukaryota; Apicomplexa; Aconoidasida; Haemosporida; Plasmodiidae
Product: SNW protein 1
Exons: 2
Coding region: 1-1572 (523 amino acids)
Biological process (GO): mRNA splicing, via spliceosome
Cellular component (GO): spliceosomal complex
Source: RefSeq, a predicted model, not a curated record
AUGACCGAUUUCUUGAGGAAUUUGCCCAAGCCGAAGAGGAGGCCCUAUGAGUACGCUGAUGGGGAAGAGGGCGGGAGGAGGGGUGACGGAAGUAGAGACGAUGGAAGUAGAGACGACGAAAGCAGAGACAACCGAAGUAGGGACAACCGAAGUAGAGACGAUGGGAAGAGGAGCCACGGAAGCAGAGGUGAUGGCAAAAAUCAGUGUUACGAGUACCUGAAGAGGAGAUACCUGCGAAUCACCUGCAACGAGGACUUCCAGGGAGGAGGAGCCUACCCGGAGAUCCACGUCAAUCAAUACCCAAACGACAUGGGCCUUCCAGAGGGUGGUGGCGGAGGCGGCGAGAGAAAAAGUACCAAAGGAAACGUAGUGCUAAAAUAUCUGGACGAAAAUAACAACGUAAAGUACGACAACCUAAUAAACGAAGAUGUCCUCAUCUACAACCAACAAAUAGAAACAGUAGAACCAAACGAAAAAAUACAAAAAUUAAGGAAAAAAAAAAUCCUAUCAGAUGCAAAAGAUAAAGAAGAAAAGUUCAAUGAACUAGCCGUCUACAAACCAAAUGAAGAGGAAGAAAAAGAAAUCAUAGACAACACAAGAAAAAAUAUUGAACAAGUAAUAAAUGAUAAGUCAAACAAAAGUAUAGCAAAUAAGAAGGAAGAUAAAUUCUUUAGAUACAUUCCUCAAAAUAAACUGAAUCAAAAUUUAGAUGAAAGGAUUAUCAAAGUGGUCCAUAAAACAGUGGACCCCUUAGACGUGUCCAAAUUUAAACAUAAGAAGUUACCAAACGUAAAGAACUCUCCUGAUUAUCCUUUGUUAAGAUCUCCUACCAGAAAGAUAAACAAAGAAGAGGAGGAUAAUUGGAAAAUCCCCCCUUGUGUCUCCAACUGGAAAAACAACAAAGGAUACAAUAUUCCAUUGGAUAAACGAAUCCAAAGUGAUAAUAAAAAACUAAACCAAGUGGAGAUUAACGAGAAUUUUGCACACCUAAGUGAGUACCUCUAUGUGGCGGAGAAGAAAGCUAGGGAAGAAAUCAAAAUGAGGAACAGUAUCAUUAAACAGAAAAAAUUAAAAGAAAAAGAAGAAAAGGAAAAUGUUUUACGAAAUCUAGCUAUACAGGCAAGAAAAGAAAAAAGCCUUGCACAAACACAGAGCUCCAUUAUCAACGAAAGAAAAAGAGAAAUCGAAAGAGAUUACCGCAUCGAAAAGAAUCUUAAGAAAAUGAAAAAUUAUGAAAAUAGACUCAUUGAAGAACAAUUUGCUCUCAACAAAGUCAAUGUCAGUAAAAACAACAACAUCCAUGAUAUCAGCCUUUUCAAUAUAAACAACCAGAAUGACGAUGGAAAGAAUCAACUCGCUGCCAACGACGAUGACCUGUACCAGAUUUACGACACUUCUCUGUUUAACUCCAAACAGAGCAACAAUAUUUACAAAUUCUCCAACGAACGGGUCAGGAAGACGCUUCAAAAGAUGGAGACCACGCAGAGUGCCGCUGAGCCGGUGAAAUUCAUCAAGGACAUCUCCGACCCCUUCGGCCUGGACAGCCUGCUCUCCCAGGCCAAGAAGAAGUAG